ACUACCUGGGGGGUCCUGGACCCUCCUUUAGGAAACACUCGUUUGCAUGUAGUGAAGCUGCUGGCCAGCUCAUUGGGUACAAACAACACAGCACUGCAGGAUGAGAUCAUUGAACUUGGGGUCCUUGACACUAUGUUGGAUCUCUAUUUCAAGUAUACCUACAACAACUUCUUGCAUGCCCAGAUAGAGGCCUGCCUUAGCAACAUUUUCAGCCCUCUUGUUGGAGAUGAAACAAUAGAGAACCACUCGGAGCCCCACCCAGAGAGUCCAGUCAUCCAACAUUUGCUGCAGAAAUGUCGCUUAAUCCAAAGAAUUUUAUCGGCCUGGGAGGAGAAUGAGCAGUCUCAAUUGGAUGGGGGAAGACGCAAGGGCUACAUGGGGCACCUCACCCGGAUUGCCAAUGCCUUAUCUCAAGGCUCUGAGAAGUGGCCUCACUCAAAUCUCAUCAAGCAGCUCAUAAAAGAGAUGCCUGAAGAAGACCAAGAACAAUGGGAAAAAUUUGUCUCCGGACCUUUAUCAGAAACCAAUAAGAAGAACACUGUGGAUCUA
Thamnophis sirtalis is the source of this 549-nucleotide messenger RNA. The record is from RefSeq and is a predicted model, not a curated record. NCBI's taxonomy places the organism in Eukaryota, Metazoa, Chordata, Lepidosauria, Squamata, Natricidae.